This is a messenger RNA of Nomia melanderi (Alkali bee), 5318 nucleotides long. NCBI's taxonomy places the organism in Eukaryota, Metazoa, Arthropoda, Insecta, Hymenoptera, Halictidae. The record is from RefSeq and is a predicted model, not a curated record.
CAAAAAAGCAACAAGAAAAUUGUGUUUGAGAGAACAAUUUUAACAGUGUUGUCGGCUCUAAAAAUUACGUUGUUGUGGAGUCUGGAGAGUUGCAUGUUCGCACAUCUCACUUUAUCGCAUUCCGUAUUCUUUACGUUCUUUGUUGAGCGACUCAGUCAAUAAGAAAGCGUGUCAAAACUGAGCCGGCAAACUAGUACCGGGCUGAGCACCCCGAAUAACCGUUUCCCUUUGCACAUGUAUACUUUUAAACCUUUGGCCGCUGUUACACUCGGAAAAGACAAACAAUAUGUAUGUAUUGUAUCUCUGUCCCUAGCGAUCUUUGUAAAAAUAUUUUAUUUCGUGUCAACGAUUCAUUAAAAUUGAUAUUUUACUGUUAUUCAUUUUAUUUCGAAAUGCAAUGGAGGAUAAAAAUAUUCUAAUGUGCUAAUAUUCAUAUUCUACUGAGUAACGGAAUAAGGAAAAGUAUACAUGCAUAUGUAUUCCAUGAAUUAUCUAUUACAAACAUUGCAUACAGUAACUGGAAUAUGUUCAUCUAAUGAACAUUUAUUCGAACUUUAUUGAUUUCGUUUACUUUAUUGAUUGAAAUUUCGAUGCAUUUCCAUUUUUUAACCAUAGAGAAACAAAUGGAAAAUACAACAUGCACGAUGCACUAAUCAUUGUCAAUCGCUCACAUAUUUAAAUAAUAACGAUUUCAGCAUGCCUAUUGUUCUCACUCUCUCAAGUAGCACCCGGGCGUGUGAAAGAGAGAGUAAUGAACAUGGAAACAAUAUCUUGAAAAUUUUAGUUAAAAAAUUAUUUUUAUUUCUAAUUUUUCUGGUAGAUUAAUGCUGUCUUUGUCAACGUAACUAUUUUUAAUGCCAAAAAAGGUAUUACAAAGUUUUUACUUUGACUCAGAGAUCUACUCGUCCUGAAUUGUUUCGUUGUACGCAAUAUUUACUAAAUAUCAUGUUCAUACGAAUAAAUGAAUUUAUUUCAUUCAUCUUAAUCGAAUUUUGAAAAUCGAGAAUAAGAUUGAACGUACUGAUACAAUUAAUAUAAUAUUCAGUUUCAAUGGUUGUAUUAUAUUUCUUACGAAACUACAAAAUAAAGUUACUCUUCGCGCGUAAUUCAAUAGAAUGUCAAAGUACUAAGGUAAAAGCACUAAUAGUUCAUCAGUUAAAAAAAAUUCUCUGCGUGAAUAAUAGUAAAUGCUUGUUCCUUUAUUAAACAAAAUGCUGUUUGAACUUCUUACAUUAUGUGACAAAGUGAACUUUUUCGAAAUAGUUACAUUGUCCAAAUUUUAUUGACAUUUUUGAGAAUUCACUACUUGCGUCAAAAGUUGACCAUCCUUAAAAACGAGAAAACUAGGAAUUGACCAUAUGUUAGUUAGUAGUUGACCAUUUAUAGUAAAACUAAGAACACUAGAGGUGAUUAAUUUAAUAUCGUUUAUUUGCAACGAUUGUUACAAACUAUUGUACAAGUAAAAAGACAAAUAAAAAUGAAAAGAAGUUAAUUUCGUGUUGAAAGCAGUUUGCCGAUGUGUGGCCAGAUGUGUUUGAGCUUUUUGAAAUCUUCGAUUUCGUAAAAGAUUAUCUUAAUUUUGGAGAUAAGUUUUUUCUAAGGAGUCCAUACAUUUUACAAAGUUUAUGUUCCGGUGUAUGUACCAGAUAGGUAGGGGUUUUCCGGUUUUGGGAUAAAUGCGAGGGUUUCUGUUUCUGGAGUAAAAAUUGGAUUGGAUUCCGUGUGGCGUAAGGGGCUUGCGUCUUCCUCAAAGCAGUGUUGAAAAAUUCCAAACUUAUUUUUGAGUGGUAUAUCGGUUUGUAUGUUCAUACUUACUUUGUCAGGAGUCUGUAUGACGAGUGAUGGUAGGGAAUUAGAUAGUGAAGUGGAUUUUUUUUUAGUUUUUGUGUAUGGGUUUGCUGCACUCCUGUCUUUUCGUCUGGUCUGAUGUCCGGAGCACGAUUGCAUUUGAGACGCCAGUGUGUGGCUGUGAAUGUUCUAAGUGGUAUUGUUUGCCUGUGUGUAGUUUUCUGUUGUUUCGUUGGUUGUGGCUUUUUGGUCGUUAUUUGACUAAAGAACGCCUUCUGAGACUGUAAGGUUUUUCCUCUUUCUCUAAUGUAACGUUUGUUUCAAAGACUGACACUCGAAAUUGGGAGUUGAAUGACUAAUAUUCGAUAUCGAGACUGCGGAGAAGUAUCUUUUCGGCCGCUGUCGCCGAUGUUCGUCAGUGUUCGUCACAAUCGCUGCUUACGUAGCUCCGAGGACACGCGCAUCUGCCAGCCGAUGUUCUCAAAUGCUCGCUGUCGCUCUUCAAAGUUCGGCACUUUUCGGCAUUUUUCGCCGUCUUUUGAUAGAGCUUCGGGUUGAAAAUUGUACGAAAUUAAUGUUUGAGUAGAUCUGAGACAUUCGAUUAUAUUUAUCAAUAAAUUUAAUGCUUUGUACAGUUUAAUAAUUGUAGUUAUUAUUGUAGUUAUUUUAAAUAUUAGUGAUGGAAAUGAAGGUAUUGAGGAAAUUUUGAGACAAGAAUGUACUUCAAAGAAUUUUUACACUAAAUACAUUUUAUUUUAUUGCAACGAUUACUGAUUUGUGGGGUAUUAUUGAACAAUCUGUCAGUUGUUUUCGUGUAUAAAUUUUUGUUAAAUGCAAGCAGAUAGAAAUGAAGAUACAAAGUAAUUUUAAGAGAUAUUUGAUACCGAUGCAUCGUGAUAAAUAUCUAUAAGAAAUUACGUGUAUAUAGAAAAAUUUAAUAUUGAGAUAAAAAAAGAAAAAAAGAACUCGUUUUUGUUUAUUUAUUUGUGUUUAUUUAUACUCUGUUGAUAAUGUUGUAAGUGACACGGGAAUGGUAACGGAGUCACGGUAAGUAAGUAAGUAGGUAUCUAAAUUACCCCACGAGACGUAACUCUCCCGUUGGUGGGCAAAAAUUUACAUUGCAUGUCCAGUCUACCCUAUAUCUCGUGAGUGAUAUAAUUUAUGUAUUUAUAGUAAUGUAAAUUUAUUUGCUUUCUCCUUAUCAACAUCUUAUCUCCUUAUCAAUAGAUAAGGAAACCUUUCGUUGUAUGAAUUAGUCUUUUGGUGGUGCUUAGCAAAUUAGCCAUGGAAGGCAAUACUUCUGAAGUCUCUGUCAAUGAUAAUGUAUUAAAUACAAAUAGGCCUUGUAAAUCAUGCGUCAAAGAAAUAUCUAAUGCAGAACUAUUAACUCUUUUAAUGAAAUGUGUAAAUUUUGCAGCAAUAAAACAUAAAAAUCAAAAAAGGAAAGAUGCUGAAGGAACACCAUAUAUAAAUCAUCCUAUAGGUGUUGCAAACAUUUUGAUUCAAGAAGGUAACAUUCAUGAUCCAGCUGUAAUUUUGGCAGGUCUUUUACAUGACACUGUAGAAGAUACAGAUACUACAUUCGAACAAAUAGAAAGUGAAUUUGGUAUAGAAGUGUGCAAUAUUGUUAAAGAAGUAACAGAUGAUAAAAACUUACCAAAAGCAGAACGUAAAAGGCUACAAAUACAAAAUGCUCCCAAGUGCAGUUACAAAGCUAAGUUAGUUAAAUUAGCAGAUAAAUUAUAUAAUUUGAGAGAUCUUGAAAAAUCUACUCCAAUUGAUUGGACACCAGAAAGGGUAAAAGAAUAUUUUAAGUGGUCCAAAGCUGUAAUAGAUGGAUGUCGUAACACUAAUUUUAAUCUAGAAAGAGAAUUAGAUUUAAUAUAUGCAAAUUGGGUAGCUAAGGAAAGAGAAAUAUGUGGAUGUAAAAAAAUUGCCCCAUCAAAUUGCCAUUGAUUUAUGAAUUAAAGAUUUAUUAGAAAAGAUCUUUUUUUUAAUUGUAAAUGAUUUAAUAUUAUUUUAUACUUAAUAAUACAAUGAAUAUUGAUAUUAAUAUCAAAUUUCCUGUCAUUUGUACAAAUGAAAAAGCAAGUAUAUAAAAUAUAUAAAUGAUUCCAUAUAAAGCUUGUAAAAAUAUGAUAUACUUAAUUCAUAUGUACAGAUAAUUAUUUUGAAAUAACAUUUUUAAUAUGCUGUACUAAAAUUUACCUAAUCUUUAUUGUAAUGCUCUUGGAAGAAUAACUUCAUAUAUUUUAUAAGUUCAUCUACCUCUUCUAUAGUAAUAGCAUUGUACAAAGAUACUCGAAUCCCACCUACAGAUCUGUAAUUGGUAAUAAAAAAUAUAAUUCAUUAACUAAUUAAUACUUCAAACUGGAAUAUUAAUGGCACUGAUCAUUGCACAGACUAUUUUACAAGUUAUACUAACCUGUGACCUUUCAGUUGAAGCAUUCCGCGUGUGCUUGCGCCAUUAAGGAAUUUUUUCUCAAGCACCUCAUCAUUUUCGCCUAUUCUAAAUGCUACAUUCAUCCUACUUCUUACGUCAGACUUAACCGGGCAGGAAUAGAAUCCUUUAGAUUCAUUAAUCAUCUCAUAUAUUCUCUGACUUUUCAUUAUUGCCAGUUUUUCCAUCCCUUCAACACCUCCAUGUUCUUUGAUCCAUUUGAAUGUCAAUCCAACUGUAUAUACUCUAAUCAAGUAAAAUUGAUUCUUAUUAUUACUCAAAUGAGAUAUUGAUAACUUUAAAGGAGUGUGUAAUAUCAUGUUGUACAAACAUUCUAAAAAUUCCACAUUUUAUUACAUAUAUUUAUUGAUGCUUACUGAAAUACUGGCGGUGUAUUGUGCAAUGAGUUAUCAGCUGCCAUAACGGUGAAAUCUAGCACCGUUGGACAGACCUUCAUGGCAUGACCAAGAACGUCUGAUCGUACUAUCACGACCGUUACACCAGCCGGCCCAAAAUUUUUUUGAGCACAUGCAAAUAUUACUGCAAACUAAGCAAUAUGUUAUUAGAAUCUUUUUAUCGACGAACCUCUCUUGUUCAAGCGACAUCACAUUAAAUGUUACAUACUUUUGAGAUAUCUAACGAUCUCGUUAAGAUAUUUGAUGACAUAUCGGCAACAAGAGGAACUCCGUUUGUCUCAGGAAUAUAAUUGAAUUCAAUUCCUUAAACAAUUACUUUACCAUGAUUAAAUUAUUGAUUUAAUGUACUAUGUUAAAUUUUAUUACAAUGUGUUUACCAUGAAUCGUCUCGUUGGCGCAAUAAUAGACAUAUGAUGCAUUAGGGUCCAAGUUCCAAGUAGAUGGAUCCGGAAUCUCGACGUAUUUUGUUGUUUUUGGUAAAACUAAAUUUACCUUACCAUAUUUUCCCGCUUCUUUCGCUGCCUUGGCCGACCAUGACCCUUAAAGAAUGUUUGAUAUAGUACUUCUUAACGAUACAGUUUUAUUUUUUAAUAAAAGAAAUGAAUUAGAGGAUAUUUAGUAUGAUGUACUUAGAUUUUACCAGUCACUAUGUAGUCUGCAGUACCGGUAGUCAU